Musca domestica (house fly) is the source of this 747-nucleotide messenger RNA. RefSeq lists its product as uncharacterized. Bases 104 to 547 code for a protein of 147 amino acids. NCBI's taxonomy places the organism in Eukaryota, Metazoa, Arthropoda, Insecta, Diptera, Muscidae. The transcript has 3 exons. The record is from RefSeq and is a predicted model, not a curated record.
AAAUAUAAUAAACUUGGCAGUUGUAUUUUAGAUUUGGGUUAACGCGAAGAGAGCGAACCGAUUAGUUGGUCGUGGUGUCGAAACGAAAAAAGAAAACAAAAAAAUGAAAUUUCUAAUUGUAACGCUCGUAAUUGUGGCAGCUGUUUUGGCGGGCAGUGAAGUUCGCGCCAAUGAAUUCGAAUGCUAUCAAUGCGUUGGCACCGAAUGUCAAAGCAGUGAGACGACCAAAUUGGUAAAUUGCUAUGACAACCCCGGCAACAAUGCGCCCGCCCCUGCAACGACCACAGCCCCUGAGACGAGAGCUGCUGAUGCGACCUAUGCCUGUUUUACAAUGCGUUAUGAGGAUGGCACUACCACAACCAAAUACCAAAAGGGUUGCAUCACCAAAGUGAAUGGCAUUGCCACCUGCGAUGGUGUCUCUCCACCUGGAGCCACAAAAUUGGACAGCUGUGUCACUUGUCAGGAACCCAAAUGUAACUCCGUUGCUGGUCUCGGUGUAUCGCUGCUGACAUUGGCAGCUGCCCUGUAUGUCCAGUAUUUUAUGUAAAUUUAGACUGAAUUGGAUGCAGUGAUGAUGACGAUGAUCGGUAGCAAAAAAUGGGAGUGUUUUGAGUUGAUAACUGAAAUAAUUGACCAAAUUGACAACUGAGUUCUCGUAACGUAAAUUUUAAAUGUUGUAAUGUUUUGUAAUAGUAAAUAAAUAAAUGUUUUAAUGAUUAACAUAAUUUUUAAAGUAAAAAAAUACAA